CUAGUAGAUAGAGGAGUUCACUGACGACGUCAACGCCGCUCCCUUGGAGAUGGUCGAAGAUUCCGAAAAAUCCCAAUCCAAAAGGAACAGUUCUCUCUGAUCUGUCCAGGAGGAUACAUGCACUCCCGGUGAGAAAAUCCACUGACAUCUGUGCCAAACGUCUUGAAUUUCAACAUAUUCCACACAGACUCUUAUGUUUUCGGCCUCUGUGGUAUUAGAUUCGCCGGCAGAUUUGGAUGACGAACUCUUUCGUUGUAAGUGAGUGAACAACUACAAUACUGCAUCAUUCAUAUUGUGUGACUUUGGGAUAUGGAUUGAGAUCAAGGGAAAAUAAGGCCGUCCAACACGCUCGAGGAUGAUUGGGAGCUCCCAGUAUCGCUUCUUGAACAAAUGUGAAUGAAUCUCAUCGAGCUAUUGUCGGAUCCCGAAUUCUAGUCAAACGUGGUCUUUUGGUUACACUUUUAAAUCGGACUUCACAAUGAGGUCGCUCAAAAUUCUGGUCACUCUACUCUUCACACUCUGGGUCUUGGUCCCCCCUGGUCACCCUGCUCCUCAAAGGAGUCAGCACAGUCUCAAUCGGCACAAACGAUCUCGCUCAGGGAGACGAAAUGACAAAAUGUUCUCCUUGUUCAAUACGCAGUCCGAGACUCGUUCCAGUCCCAUUUUCCAAAUGGCUCAGACGAAUAAGAGCAAGAAGAAGAAAUUCCUCCAAGCUCAGCGACGAAACUCACCCAUAACUUAUAUCAAACUUCCUGCCACUCCCUACACCUUCGAAGAGGGCCAAGGGUUCGUGUCUAAACCCGCGUCUAAUCCUUUCAUGAACAUUUUCAGUGGAAUGAUUCAAAGCGCAAAGGCUUCGGAGACAAUUCAGAGCCGAGUAAAGGCCCGACCAAGCCCAAUCUUUAGCAUAAAUCCUGCUCAGCCAGCAAAAAAAAACGUUCCGGAGGAAAUCGAACAGGAUCGAACCUCUCUGACUAGCCCCAGGCAGAAUUCAAAUUCUGGCCAAACCAGCACUAAAGGCUCAUCUUUAUUGAAUUUGGGGUUUUUGAAGUCGAUCGCCAAGGUGUAUCGGCCCCCAGUGAAAUACCUUUCCAAUGGAAGACCGUAUAAUGUUUACCAGUGGCCUUACGCAGCUUUAAUGACUUCAACAACUACCACAACCACGACCACAACCACUACAACAACAACCACCACCACCCAAGCCACAAUAUCUGUCACGGAAAACGACAGAGGCAAGAGCGACAAUACCAUUGACAAGACUCAGAAUAGUCCUAUUAUUUGGUUGGGCAAGUUCCUUUUCAACGGGAUGCCCAACUCCGUGACCCGUUUCCAGUCACCCUUUUCGCCCUUGUAUUGGUACGAUUCAAUCAAAGAUAUCAAAUAUCCAUCUUCAAAAUUGUUCAACAAGCUCUUUUGAGUUGGACGAGCUCGUGGCUUUCAAAUAUGCCGCCCACGAGAAACGAAAGCAAGAAAAAACUACUAGUGCCAAUAACAACAUGAAUUCAUGGAACCAGUCAUCAAUAUUUUACAAGAAUAGAGUAGAACAUUUCUACACCUGUAAAUUGUUAUUGUUUCAGUGCGUCCGAGGGACUUUCCCUCAGUUUUAGAUGGAUGUUUUGGAGCAAUGGGAUGGAACCUUGAUGAAGAGGUGUUGAAUAUUUUAUAAAUCUGUACAGAUCUAUGGCAUUCUAUUUCAGCAUUUGGAAUUCCAAAUUAUUAUCAACAUUGAUUGUUUCCAAUUCCACAUUUUGUCCACCUUAUUCUGAAUAAACUGUCAUUAAACAA
Molecule: messenger RNA, 1785 nt
Organism: Tigriopus californicus
Lineage: Eukaryota; Metazoa; Arthropoda; Copepoda; Harpacticoida; Harpacticidae
Product: exocyst complex component 5-like
Exons: 2
Coding region: 479-1417 (312 amino acids)
Source: RefSeq, a predicted model, not a curated record